Messenger RNA from Symbiodinium sp. CCMP2456, 694 nucleotides. The record is from the annotation of a GenBank genome assembly. NCBI's taxonomy places the organism in Eukaryota, Dinophyceae, Suessiales, Symbiodiniaceae.
GACACCGUGGCCUCGCUUUAUGCCUGGGGUCUGCUUCCCAGGUCAACCUUGAAAGACAUCGUGGAGGCCGUGAAGAAGGAAGUGGAGGAACCAACCAAGAUGGUCAUUUUGGACCCGAUCGCUGGCACAGGCUUCGAGUCGAAGAUGGAGGCUUCAGAGGUGCUUCUCCGCCAAAUGGGUGUCAAAGUCUGGUGCGCAGAUUCCGUGGACGGUGGCUCCACGCAGACGAGUGGUGCGGACACAAACUACUUGAAUCAGUGCAUGAGCACAGGCUCCGCGGCCCGCGCUGCGGCCGCUGCCGGCGCGGCGGCUGCAAAUGCCGCAGUGAGUGCGGCGGGACGAGCGGUGGUGUGGACAGAGAUGGACCACGUUGAUGUGUUCGACUCGGGAGAGGCAGCCACAGCAUGGUGGCAGCGUGCAGAGGUUGGAUGCCCUGUUCUGAUGCUUUCCUUCCCACCGCCACCGCCGGCAGAGGUUGCGGAGGCAGCACUGCGGCGAUUUCGCGGGUCAUGGCUGCUGUUUAUAGGGGAGUGGCGUGGCUGCACAGGUGGCUCAGGCUUCUUUGAUCUUCUGGAGGAGGAAUGGCAGAAAAUGAGGGUCUUCAGCCUGCCUCAGUGGCCAAUGAUGGAGGAUCGCGUCUACCUGCUGCGGCGGCAGCCACGGACCUCACCAUCUGCGGAGAAAAGCAGCGAAU